CCAUGGGACGGCCUGAUUCAGCCCUUCAGCUAACUAAAUUAAGGAGAGUGCAAAUCCUGGUCUACACUGAAAAGUUCUCCAGGUAUAACCAAGUCGGCGAGGCGUGUGAUUUUUCACUGCUGGUGUUAUACCAGUAAAAGCCCUAAUGUGGAUUCACUGACACCAUUAUUAAGGUGUCUUAUACCCAUAUAGUUAUUCCCAUCUGUAGUGUGGCAGCUGCCCCACUCCCUGAGAGCAUGGGCUGUAGCAGGUCAGUGCACCUGCACAGAUGGGCAGCCAAUCAGAGAAGGACUUAUUGGGAGCCAAUCAGGGCCAAUAUUAGAGCCAGCCAAUGAGGGCUAGGCUAGGCCCUAUAUAAAGGCUGCUCAAUGAGAGGAGAGGCAGUCUGUCCCAGGCCUUCGGUAGGGGAAGUUCUGUCUCCAGGCCUGGGGGAGCAGUAGGGAACUCCAGCCUGGUGUCUGCCAGGCUGCAGGCCCUGAGGGGAAGGACCUAGCUGGUGCGAGGGGCCGAAGGGGAAGCGGCCCAGGGACGUGGACAGACAGACGGAGGGAGAGAAGGAGGCCAGGACGGCUUCCAAUAGAGGGUUCUUGGGUUGGGAUCCAGAGUAGUGGGCGGGCCCAGGUCCCCCCUUCCCUCCUUGCCUUACACGCGGCCGAUGGGAGUGGCCAUCUAGGGCUGCCCCAACACCCUGCCAAGAGGAGUGUGACUUUGGGGCUGCAGUUGCCCAUGUUGGCCGGGGCACAGAGAGGCAGCUGAUUGACCCCCCCACACCUUCCGGAAGGACUGUGAGGAUGGACUAAGGGGCAGUGCCAGAGGGCAGUGGCUCAAAGAGGACCCCGCAUGUUGGGAACAACGCUAAUUGAAGUGCCUGCCAAUGAGGGCAGCAGCAUGAAAUCUGUACUGGAGACAGCAAUGAACCCUUCUGGAGCAUGGCUGAAUGGAGCUGUCUCCCAGAUGUUUCACCUGAUGGCCGUGGUGUGCCUUGCCUGUGUGGUUCUGAAAGCAAUCCAGCUGUACCGGAGGAAGCAGAAACUACUCAAAAUCUUCAAACGUUUCCCAGGACCUCCCACCCACUGGCUGUAUGGCCACCUUCAAAUGCUUCAACAAGAGGAUGAACUAGACAAUACAGCGUCCUGGGCAGAACAAUACCCACACUGUUACCCCAUGUGGAUUGGCAGUUUCUUAGGAUUCUUGUGCAUCAACCACCCUGAAUAUGCCAAGGCGGUCUACAGCAGAGGAGACCCUAAGUCUCUUGUGACAUACAGUUUCCUGGUUCCCUGGAUUGGGCAAGGAUUGUUGAUCUUAAAUGGGCCAAAGUGGUUCCAGCAUCGGAGGCUGUUGACGCCGGGGUUUCACUUUGAUAUUUUGAAACUUUACGUGACCAUGAUGGCAGAUUCUGUCCAUGUGAUGCUGGAUAAAUGGGAACAGCUGAUCACACAGGAUAAGUCAGUGGAGCUCUUUGAACAUGUCAGCUUAAUGACUCUCGACAUCAUCAUGAAAUCCGCUUUCAGUUACCAGAGCAACUGCCAGACUGACAGUGACAACUUAUAUAUCCAAACGGCCAUGGACCUCAGCUUGAUGGUGUAUCAGAGAAUCCAGACCCCCCUGCAUCACAACCAUCUCAUUUACUGGCUCAGUUCUCAAGGGCAUCAAUUCCGCAAGGCCUGCAAAUUAGCACAUCACCAUACUGAUAAAGUGAUCAGAGAAAGAAAGGAGUCCCUUAAAGAUGAGCGAGAGCUUGAAAAGCUCCAGAGGAGGCGCCACCUGGACUUUCUGGACAUCCUUCUGAGUGCUAAAGAUGAAAAUGGAGCUGGAUUAUCCGAUGAAGACCUACGUGCCGAGGUGGACACGUUUAUGUUUGAAGGUCACGAUUCCACGGCUAGUGGGAUCUCCUGGCUCUUGUACUGCAUGGCCCUGCACCCAGAGCACCAGCAGAGAUGCAGGGAAGAGAUCAAAGAGAUUCUGGGAGACAGAGAUACUGUUCAAUGGGAUGACAUUGGGAAGAUGACCUACACCACCAUGUGCAUCAAAGAGACACUUCGUCUUUACCCUCCGGUACCUGUCGUAGCACGAGAACUCAGUGCACCUGUAACAUUUGUUGAUGGGCGUACCUUACCAAAAGGUUCCCUAGUUUCACUGAAUAUUUAUGGUCUUCACAGAAACCCCACAGUCUGGCACGAUCCAGAGGUCUUCGACCCUUUGAGAUUCUCACCAGAGAACUCAGCUGGACGCCAUUCCUAUGCUUUUCUGCCGUUUGCAGCUGGACCCAGGAGCUGCAUCGGGCAGAGGUUUGCCAUGAACGAAAUUAAGGUGGCUCUUGUGAUGACUCUGCUACGCUUUGAACUCUCCCCUGAUCCAGCCAAACCCCCCAUCAAAAUACCUCAGGCUGUCCUACGCUCCAAGAAUGGGAUUCACCUGAACCUGAAGAAAGUUCAGUGACACUUAGAUCACUGGGACAGGAAUGUGAUACAUGACAGAGUUUAAUCUAAAUUCUUCCAAGAUUAUCAAAACUUUUUGCUCUGAUUUUGACUUUUAUAUAAAAGGCAAAACGAAAAGUCGUUCUGAAACCAACAAAUCUAAACUUGUAUCGGUGUCAAAAAACACUGAUAGAUUUUUUUUUCUAAACAAAAUUCUGUCCAAAGCAACAAUUCCUGUCAAAAUUUUCCCAGUCGGUUCUAGUGAAAACAAAGGCUGUGUUUUAUUUCUGCAGAUGUAUCCCUGCUAACUCUUCAUUGUGAUUAACUAAAAAAUUAUUGGGGGGGGAAGGGCUAUGGAGAUGCAGCUGUGUAUUUUGAUUGAUCAUCGUAAUAGUUUAACAAGGGCUUUACCUAUUCACCCACGAAAGCUCAUGCUCCAAAACGUCUGCUAGAUAGGACAUAAAUCAAUGGCAGGUUCGUUGCACAAAAGUUGCCUCUCUCUUUAAUCUUCCCCUGCCUUCCAUUCAGGGCAAUGCAAAGGCUUAUCUGGUGCCAUGGGACGGCCUGAUUCAGCCCUUCAGCUAACUAAAUUAAAGAGAGUGCAAAUCCUGGUCUACACUGAAAAGUUCUACAGGUAUAACCAUGUCGGCGAGGCAUGUGAUUUUUCACUGCUGGUGUUAUACCAGUAAAAGCCCUAAUGUGCAUUCACUGACAUCAUUAUUAAAGUGUCUUAUACCCAUAUAGUUAUUCCCGUCCCAUACAGAAACAGCUAUACUGGUACACAGUACACUUAUACCCAUAUAGCUGCAUCCACACAAGGGAGGGGAGUUGUCCCACUUUACCUUUAGUGGCAUAGUCAAAGCGGCACAACUUUCGACUGUACACGGUAGAGCAAAAUUGUGUGUGGCUGAUCAGGCAUCCCAACGACCCAGCAAGCAAAUUAAUCAAUGUUUGUAAGGAUUAAAUUCAAGUG
Molecule: messenger RNA, 3390 nt
Organism: Mauremys mutica (yellowpond turtle)
Lineage: Eukaryota; Metazoa; Chordata; Testudines; Geoemydidae
Product: cytochrome P450 4B1-like
Exons: 13
Coding region: 841-2439 (532 amino acids)
Molecular function (GO): iron ion binding; heme binding; oxidoreductase activity, acting on paired donors, with incorporation or reduction of molecular oxygen
Source: RefSeq, a predicted model, not a curated record